UACAAUACUUCAAAACACAGUUCAUUUUUGCACCUCAUUCUCCAAAGCUUUGAAGAAUUGUAGGUGGAAAAUAUGAUGGUUUCUUUUUGGUAGUUGAUGGCUUCAUUCAUUUCCAUUCAUAGAAUUUGCAUACAAUUUUUGAAGCUAUUUCUCGAGCCAACCCCUCAAGGGAGUUCUACCUGUUCGCUGACUAUAUUUAUUGUCUGAUUUAAGAUAUGUUGAUUAGAUGAGACAUUUGAAGGCUAGCCCUGUUCUUCUUAAGACAGUGUAUGGGUUGAGUAAAUGAAGUCACAGCUCAAAAUUGCUCUUGCUUUUGUCAUUAGCUUGCUCUGGAUUCAGCACUCAUAUUGUGAUGAAGCUUCUGAUACAUCUGGCCUGAACAAGUGGAAAUGUAAAUGUUCUUCUUUCCAAGGGAACCAGAACUAUUCUCUUGCUAAUUGCUCUAAGUCAUGUGAUUGCCGUUCAGGUGGUGACAAAAAUGAGUCCAUAUGGACAUGCAUAUGUGAUCCCAAUGGCUUUCCCCAAGUUGCAGCAGAUGGUCGUAGCCCUAAUUGCUUUCAUUCCUGCAACUGUACCUGGGGAACUGUCAGCACAUUACUAGGUUCAAAGAAACACAUUUCCACCAAGAUUGCUGUAGUCAUUCUAUUAGCCUGUGUUCUAUGUACAACAAUUGCAUUUCUUGCCUUGGUUUUGUACUAUGUCUACCGAAGAGACAGAUUCCAUAUUCAAUCACCAAUAUUCUCAUCAGAUAAGGAAACAAGUAGUGGUAUUAGUACUGCCAACCUAAUUAGUCAUAGGACAGCGACUUCUUCAGUGCCGGAAACCAAAUUUUCUGUAAAUUCUCCUAUUUUUCAUAUUACAGGAUGCUUUCAGAAAGCCUCUUUCUUAUUUGGGAACCAAAAAGAAACUUAUCAUGGAAAUAUUAUUCAAUUUUCGUUUGCUGAACUGGAAAGUGCCACUGAGAACUUUUCAGCUUCCAACCUUAUCGGAUUAGGCGGAAGUAGUUAUGUAUACCAUGGUCUGCUGAAAGAUGGUAGUGAUGUCGCAGUUAAGCGCCUAAAAGAUCAUGGGGGGCCAGAAGCAGACUCAUCAUUUUUUAAGGAGAUUGAACUAUUAUCUAGACUUCAUCAUUGCCAUUUGGUGCCUUUGCUUGGAUACUGCUCAGAGUUAACAGGAAAACAUGUUCAGAGGCUGCUAGUGUUUGAUUACAUGACGAAUGGGAAUUUGAGGGAAUGUUUAGAUGGAGUUUCUGGGAAAUAUUUGGAUUGGGCUACUCGUGUUAUGAUUGCGAUAGGAGCUGCGAGGGGCUUGGAAUAUCUACAUGAAGCAGCUGCUCCAAAAAUUCUUCAUAGAGAUGUCAAAUCAACUAACAUUCUUCUGGAUGAAAACUGGCAAGCAAAAAUAAUUGAUCUUGGUAUGGCUAAAAACUUGAGAUCUGAUGAUCUACCCAGCUGUUCAAAUUCUCCAGCAAGAAUGCAGGGGACAUUUGGUUAUUUUGCACCUGAAUAUGCUAUUGUUGGUAGAGCCUCUCUUGAGUCAGAUGUCUUCAGUUUUGGGGUGGUUCUUCUUGAGCUUAUCAGCGGUCGGCAACCUAUCCAUAAAACAACUUCCGGAAAAGAAGAAAGCCUCGUUAUAUGGGCUACUCCGCGCUUACAGGAUAGUAGGCGCGUAAUGGCGGAGUUGGUUGAUCCACAAUUGAAAGGAAACUUCCCAGAAGAAGAGGUGCAAAUAAUGGCAUACUUAGCAAAAGAGUGUUUGCUGCUGGAUCCUGACACUCGGCCAACGAUGAGUGAGGUGGUUCAGAUUCUUACAAGUAUUUCCCCAGACAAAUCUAGAAGGAGAAGAAACAUUCCAGCAAGCCUGUUUCAGGAACCAGAAGAUGCAGAAAAGCAAAGGCAAGCUCCAUGCAGUAAAUUUCCGACUCAUACUUCAUUAUCCCAUGGUGUUGAUCACACACUUUGUGUUGAGAACCAAAAUAAAGAAACAGAUACAGUUUCAGCUGAGUAUAUUGAGAGUUUGAUCCUCUUGUCUUCACAAUAUGAUGGCUUGCAUGCAUCAGAAGAGGAAAUGGUAGACCUCACUGAGCCGCGGUAUGAAUCAUUUUGCAUGACAAAUGCCAAUGUCCCUUGAAACAGCUCUGUUGCUAGUACUACCAGUUAUAGUGCAUAACUGCAUGUGAUAUCAUAGGGGAUUCGGCAAUCUGGUUCUGAAAUUAUGUACUUUUGUUUUCACUUUUGUUUUGAAAGGAAGAGCACAUAGGUGUUAUUAGAUGUAUUCUUUAUAUUCUUGUACAGAAAAGCAUAGGAUGGUAGGAGAUUCUGGUUCUUCUUUAUUUGGAGAAAAAUCAGGUGACAUACAUAUUAUAUUUGGUUGUAUAAAUGACUGUUUUACAAUUAUAUAUAUAGGGAUUUAACUCA
Messenger RNA from Lotus japonicus, 2417 nucleotides. RefSeq names its product receptor-like serine/threonine-protein kinase NCRK. The transcript is spliced from 11 exons. Bases 283 to 2130 code for a protein of 615 amino acids. Gene Ontology annotation, molecular function: ATP binding; protein kinase activity. The record is from RefSeq and is a predicted model, not a curated record. Gene Ontology annotation, biological process: protein phosphorylation. NCBI's taxonomy places the organism in Eukaryota, Viridiplantae, Streptophyta, Magnoliopsida, Fabales, Fabaceae.